Messenger RNA from Polistes canadensis, 3072 nucleotides. RefSeq lists its product as uncharacterized. The transcript is spliced from 5 exons. NCBI's taxonomy places the organism in Eukaryota, Metazoa, Arthropoda, Insecta, Hymenoptera, Vespidae. The coding region runs from base 189 to 2858 and encodes 889 amino acids. The record is from RefSeq and is a predicted model, not a curated record.
UAAAAUAAAAAUAAUUUUGAAUCGAUUAGUAAAUAAAUCAAAUAAAUAAGGAGAGUUAAGUAUAAAUAGCGGACCGGUUGAACUGGACGGGCCCUGGGCCGGUAUGUCCACAUAAGAAAAUGGCGUUGCUACAGAAUGUGUUUUGAAAGGCUCCCAGCCAACAUUAUUUCAUAUUAGAUUUGAAAGAUAUGGAUAUUUCAACUAUACUCAAAAUACAAGGAGACGACAUGAAAGGAGUUAAUAGGAAGAAGAACGUUACAUCGAAGGAUUUAAUUCCUUCCAUAACCAUUACUCCAUCGCCAAUUUCUGAAGAAGAAAAUGGUUUCUAUAGGCUUAUGUUUGGCAAUGAUAUUUCUAAAGUAAGGUUUCGUAAAAUUCAUUGUACAGCAUGUGAUGUGCAUAUAGGCUCAGCUCCAGCAGAAGCAAAAAAUAUGUUAUCACAUCCUGUGCUGCGUACAUUAUUAUGCGCUAAGUGUAAUGAAUUUUAUGGAGAUGGUACUUUCGAACAAGGAGACGACGCUACUGAUAUGUUCUGUAGGUGGUGUGCAAAUGGCGGCAAUUUAUAUUGUUGUUCCUAUUGCAGUAAUACUUUUUGUUACAAAUGUAUUAAGAGGAAUUUUGAUCCGUUAGUAAGAAAAAAAAUUGAGGCCGAUGAAAAGUGGAAAUGUUUUGUUUGUAAUCCAGCAGAUUUGUACAGUGCUAGGGCUACAUGUUGGGCUUUGUUACAGCACGUACAAACAGUCACAAGAAUAUUGCAAAACGAUAAGACAUUAACUCCAGAAGAAUUUCAAGAAAAAAUGAAUUUAGAUGAGAGUGAAUGUUGUCCACGUAGAAGAAAACGUAAACGCAAAAGAACUGGAUCUACAGAUCUAGAUGAAGAUGAAGAUGAAACAUAUGAUCCUAGUGUUAAUAAUGAACCAAUAACAACAAGACGAAGAGUAUUAAAAAGAAAAUACAAGCACAGAAGAUUAACUAUAUCUAAUGGAAGUAUUCCAAGAUUGUUACCUAUAAAACAAUGUUGUUCUUCGUCCACUGAAAAUAGUCCUAAGCCUCCUGAAGUAAGUACGUCAUUAAGUUCUGUCCCAAGUGUAAAAACUGCUAACACUAGUGCGAAGCCAAGCAAUACAUUGGGUCUGUCUGUUCCAUCGAAGACACAAGAAAAUCAGUUAUCUUCACGACCUAAUCAAACCAUUCAAGAAAAAGUUGAUGCACCUAAUGUAAAGACAACUUAUAAUGCUAACAUCACUGCAGUGCCCACUGUAAAAUUACUGCAAUCCACAGCAGUAUUUAAACCGAUGCAAACUAUAUUAACUUCACAUGUUUCAAGUAAGAAUUCAUUUCAAACUACAUAUUAUCCUACAGCGCGAAUGGUAACUAUUCCAAGUGCAAAACAUUCUAUGGUGUUAAAUAGACCUCGAGUCUUGCUGCCAAAACCAAAAAAAAUGAUAAAAAUGGUGGUGACACCAAAUGUUAUCAAUUUGGAUAGUGAUUCUGAUGAACCAUUGCCUAUUUCAUUGGUGAAUUCUCAAAAUAUACAAAAUACGCCUCCUGUUGAUAAUAAUAUUACAGUUAAUGCUAAUUCAUCGUCAACAAUAGCUGUACCUGUAGCACUCGUGAGUACAGAUAAUAGUUGUAAUACUGAUAGAAUACAAGUAAAUGAGGUUAUAGAACAGCCUUUACGUGAGUUGGAUACAACUUUAAAGAAACCCGACGAAAGUUUGGAUCAAACUGUAUUACAUCCAUAUAAAGAACAAUUUAAUGAAAUUUUGGAUAAUUUUAAAGUUAAAUUUAAUCAAAUAUUUGAAGAUACACAAAGUGAAGAUACGAAUAAGAAUAGUAUACAAGAAACACGAUAUAAAAUUCGGUCUCUUUAUAAUAAAGUUUACAGCACCAUUAUCCAAAUGGCAUAUAUUAAUGACAAGGUAAUACGAGACUACAAUAGCUGGGAAAGAUCUCAAAAUGUAACGAGUGAAAUAAUUGAGGAAAGUAUUUCCAGGAGAUCAUCAUUUGAAGAAAAUAAUGAGAUACCACUUGAUAUGAUUUGUGUAGCAGAUUCUUGUGAAGAAUCUGACCACGAAGAUGUGACAACUAUUAAAUUAUCUGAACUUUUACUUUCAACUAAUGCUUUUAAACAUUUUUCUGACAAGAAAAAGAUGGUUAAUAAAAGUGUUGAAACUUCUUCUAUUGUUUGUAAAGAUAAAUCAAUACAAGUAUUUGACUUUGAAUCGAAGGAUUAUGAAAAAAUAAUUGGACAUUCGGUUUUAAUGAAAUCUAACAAUGAUUCUUCGACUAAAGACAGUAUUUUACCAUCUAUAGCAAUGCAAAGUGAACAUGUUGGCAAAUACGAAGAACAAUUUAUACUUUAUUUGCAACAUAUUGAAGAUCAUGGAAUAGAAAUAGAUGAUACAUCAAAUGAAAUUGUUUUAGAAAGUCUUAUAGGUAUAGAAACGGAUUCUUCAAGUACUUCAGAAACAUUAAUUAAUGAAAUUCCAUCCAAUAAUUUAAACGAAUCCACUAAAUUAUUUAAUCUUUUAACGUUUCAAGGAAAUCGUGAAAAAAAUAGUAAAACGAAAACCUUGAAUAAUUCACUGGAAGCAGAGUCUAUACUUUCAAUUUCUAAACCUGUUUCAAAUAAUCUUAGGAUAAAGGAAAUUCCAACAAAUAAAACAAAUAUAAAUACAGAAUUAGAAAAAGAAUAUACAACAAUGACGGACGAUACAAUACACGAAAAACAAAAAAUAAAUGUAAAAAAAGCUAUAGAGACCGUUAUAAAUACAUUAAUAAGUAACGAAACAAAUGUAACCACAAAUUUAAACAACUCCACUCCUGAAGAUGAUAUCACCAUUAUCGAAGAUUAACACCACAAUAUUAAAAAAACGUAAUAAAAGCGACCUAAUAAAUUCAUAAUGGAAUUGUUCGUCACUAUUAGGUAAAUUAAUUUAUGCUUAUAAAUAAGAGCAUACUCAUUAAAAUUUCUGAUUUCUGUAUUGUUAAUACUUGUCGAUAUAAAAAUAUAGAUUUAAUAUAAUAAAAAAGAACAUAUGUUGGAUAUAUAUGUAUACAAUUAUACAA